AUGAUCAAAAAAAGAGGCAACCGCGAUCUCUGUUCACCUAUUGGGAUGAUACCAAGCUGUAAAGAAGUAGAGAUUUUGGGUGCCACCUUCCAAUGUGACAGCAAAUCAGUUUCAGUGCACGCGAAGAACAAACUUAUUAAAGCUACCAAAUCCCUACAUAUCCUUAGAACGCUGCGCAAAGAGGGAUAGAAUCAGUCAGAAAUAGACCUUCUCUUUAAUGCAAUAGUUCUACCAAAUAUUAAUUACGCAUUAUCUGUCUACGCCACGUCCGAGUCCGAUCUUACACCUGUACAAUGUUUCUUAGACCCCUGUUUUAAAAGGAAAUAUACAUCUCUCUAAGAAAUCAUAAACACUUACAGGCUUAGGCAAGACCGUAAAAUUUUCAGAAAAGUUUCUAAUGCUAAAGGUCAUCCGCUUUUAUCUAUAAUUAAAGCUUAGGAAAUAUGAUAUAGUCGUAAAAUGUAAUUCUUCUCAACUCCGUACGGAAUUUUUCUUCCCUCAUUCGGAGGCGACUUGAUUUCGUUUCGCGUGACUGCCUUUUCAAUAUAUAACCGAAAGCGUCGGAGUUGAACCUGGAAUUCUCAUACUUUCCCCAGUUGUGACUGCUAGAAGGGGGUUGCAACGGUCUGAAAAAUGUCACGAAGGGAUUGAGAGAUGUGAAAGAAGGAGGGAUUAGUGCUAGAAAAGUAGGCUUAUUGUAGGGUCUGUAGGGACUGAGCAUGAAGAAAUCAACACGGUAGGUCAGACUAAAUAGGAGAGUGACCUUUGACCGUCGCAUUGAGGUCCCUUCCCCUAGUUUGUUUUUGUAAAUAAAAAAUGAAGAAAAAAAGUCUUUUGCAGAUUGGCUUAUUGAGCUAGCAAACCGCGGCUUCGGGGUGUCCACGGGUGUCUUCCUUAAAUGAGUGAAAAAGUUCGUAGACAAGAAAGUAAGAAUUAUGCCAUUCAACAACCGCUCCCGUUCCCCACCACAUCCCAGUCAUUUGUUAUGUUUUAUUUCAUGAUGCUAGGUUAUAUUUUUGGAAUCGAUUGCCAGACUACUUUGCAAGUGCAAGAGAAGCUUAUAAGUCGCUUGCCUGUCGAAAUUUAUGUACAUUUACGUUGUUUUUGUUGUGUCCGGAUACUGGGCCAGCUGUCCGGAUACUGGGCAACAUAGGAGCUCUGCAAAAAUAUUAAUUUCGCCAUGGAAGCAAAGGCAAAAAAGUUAAACUUCUGUCGUCAUAUUAAGGACUAAAUAGAUUUUCUCUGGGCCAAAUUUCAGUGCUCUUGCGACUAACCAAGGAAAGUUAUUGCGAUGGUAAACUGAAGUAUCCGGAUACUGGGCAACACACUGUACACUAAAAAUAUGUACAAAUAAUAAAAUAUGGUAAAAUGUAGUCAACAGUUUGCCUGCCUACUAGCCAGUUUUCUUUUAAAGAUAGCUUUAGAUUCGGACGCUUUUAUGUCAUUUGGUAAUUCAUUGAAAAAGAAUAUUUUCAAAAACUAAGUCAAUUUCAUUUUAUUAAACACCUUAGGCUUACUGGACCAAAAAAAAAAACAAAAGCGAAGGCGAUUGUUGACGGUGACCGCGAUUUUUCUGAUUUUAAUUUCUAUGAUUUUUACUGACAUUCAGUAUCAAUUGUUUAUUUUUUAUUUUAUUUUUUUUUUUACCUUCACAGGUUCGGGACCUGGUGGUCCACCGAAGGAAUUAGGAGAAAAAAUUGAUUGCACUCUAACGAAUGAAAGCGCUCGAAGCGUUAUUUUCAAGUAACAGCUGUUAACAUUAAACGUUUGCUUAAUCAAGUAGUAUCACAGUUUAGUAUCAAUAAAGAUGUGAAUUAUAUUAGCCACCAGCCUUCUAUUGUCUUGUUGAAACUAAAUAGUUCAUAGAACUCCCUACUACACACAAGAUGCCCCGUCCUAAAACAGAAUGAGAGUUUCCCAAGUUUUCAAACUCUCCGCGUCAUCAAUUACAUAGUGCUAGGCGGAAUAUAAUGUCUUGAUACGAUAAAGAAAAGCAUAUCAACACAGCAAAGUGACAUUAAAUAAUUUUUAAAUACUUUCAGAAGCUAUUAAGGCCAAGAUUAAGUUAAGGACCGAUUUUAUCAGUCAUUCUCUUUGUGACAACUGAAGGUGUAAAUAUUCAGAUGUGGCGUCGAUCACAUUUCACACCAGACAUUCGUGAUCCACAUACUUUGUUGUUAUUCCAGUUCUGUGUAGCCAUGACGAGUUUCUCUAUUGUUUUUUACCUGAAUAACUUGGGGUGCAUACGGGGUAUCACGAACGACCUCAAUACGGGCCACCCAACCAAGCGAGGGAUCCUUCACAUGGACAACUAUAGCCCCCUCAUCAUAUUGGACUGUGGCUUGAGGCAUGCUAUCGGGUAUAAACAGUCUUACCUGAGUCUUACCUGUGGUAGGCCGUCUUUGCUGAGGUCAGUGAUCUGGAAAUUCACUUUAAAAAACAGAAAAUGAGUUUGGCGUCGCUCGCUCGGAGGAACUGGAGGUGAAUCAGUGAAUAACACUGGAUAUUCACUGAUUGAAUAGCCAAUCAGAGUGCGUGAAAAAACACUAUCCACUGUUUUGGUAUACACUAAAUAUAUAUAUAUAUAUAUAUAUAGGUGGUAAGCUCCAAUUAUGUUUUUGUCGUACUUUUAGUUAAGAGAGAAUUAAGGGUCACAGUGAUAUAUGAGUCAUACUACUCUGGAACUUUCAUAAAAGUGAAGUACAUAAAUACAGGCAGUCUUCUAGGAUAUACACACCGGUACUUGCAUUAAAGCCCUGAAGAAUAAAUUCACUAUGUCUGGACCCAAAAGAUUUUAGCAGACAGUUUAAGUUGAACGAACGUUACAGGAAUAACUAGGGCUAGAGGGCAACUCUGACUGCUGACAAGUUUCACAUGUUUUAAACCAGUGUUUAUAGUUUUAGGAAGUGCUCCGGGAUCUUCUAAAAACAUUCCUCUCACUAGUGAUACACUUUGCCUGAAUGUGCAUAACUUGACAAAAUAGCUCUUAAUCUUUAACUAAAACAUGUUUUUUUAAUUACCGGAUUGUAAAGCAGUUCACCUUUUUGCUAAGGACUUUAGCAAAGCUUUUGACUCUGUGAAACAUGAACUUCUUGCUAAAACAUUAAAAAAGUUCACACUGAAUCCAUAUAAACUACCGAUUGGUACUUGAACUUUUUAAAGGAUGGAAAACAAAGAGUAUGUUGCAACAACUUUGAGUGUUACUGGAAACCGGUUAACAAAGGGACAACUCAUAAUAGCGUUAACGGUCCUUACCUUUUUAACAACUUUCCCAAUGAUCUUAACAUCACUUUAGGUAAUCAUGACGCGCUAUUUAAGUACGCUGAUGAUUCGACAAUUAUUGCUCCCGUAUGGAAGGAGGUAGACUACUCCGAUCAGUUAGUGUCACAGUCUUUAAAUUGGACAAAUACAAAUUGA
This is a messenger RNA of Porites evermanni, 3417 nucleotides long. The record is from the annotation of a GenBank genome assembly. NCBI's taxonomy places the organism in Eukaryota, Metazoa, Cnidaria, Anthozoa, Scleractinia, Poritidae.